UUUUUUAUGAACUUUAUUGGCUGACCUUUGAUAAACGAAUUUAAAUACACUAAGAACAAAAUUAUAGAGGAAAUAUUCGACGAAAUGGCCGAAAAAUUGAAAAAUAUCACCGGUAAUAUAUCGACAACAAUAAGCACGAGGGAACCGGACUCGUCCUUCGCACGCUACCGCGUCGACCAGUUUAAAUCCACUAAAGCAAGACAAGUUCCAUACGAAAAAUUGGACUACAACAUAUACAAAGCAUCUUCGAAUGUCGUAGCCUUCACCACGUCGGAGGAAAGGAUUGUAAAAUGGACAAAAGCAAUUUUUUUGAGAUACCACGUGGGCCUGCAUAUCAACGACAACACAUAUAGCCUCAAAUCCCUGUGGGAAGAACAAACGAGCCCGAACGACGAUUCUAAAUGCGACAAGAUAACAGUACAUCUCUCUCGAAAAGAUAGCAAACACAACGAGAACCUUGUUGCAGUAAUAAUCUACGUCAGUACGGGGAGAAUACAAAUACAAGGUAAAUAUCUUCUUGAGUGGGGCGACAGUGAAUUCAUCGCUUUGCUCAACAUUGUCAACGCAAUUCGAGACGGAGAAAUAUCGGACGAAAUUCAAGAAUCAUCAGUCAACGAUCUUGGCAAGUUCAUCGACCUGAUCUCAACCCCCAAAACACUAGAAAUCCAAGAAAACAUUGAAAUCGAAAAUGACGGCGCAAACGAACCCACAUUCACCGAAAAUGAAGAAACAAAUAUGAACAGUCCAGAGCCGCGAGAGAAAUCCUUUACCGCAGUGAAGAACACGGUUGCAAAUGUAGAGUCCGAAUUCAUAUUAUUCAAACAAGAAAUGUAUAAAUCGUUUGCUGCGGUUCAAGCUACACUGAAAGAAAAAGACCAAAGAAUUGAACUCUUAAAUAAAAGAAUUGCUGCCCUAAAAGCAAUAAAUGACCUUCUUAACAAACAGCAAAAUAUAAAGAAACAAGAAGAGUUUGAGAAUAAACUUAACAAAAUUGAACAACAUCUAUUAGCCAAAUCAAGCCCAUUGCCAGAUCAGAAAGUAGAAUCUGAUGAAGCCCAAGAACAUGCCUCACACCCCAACUCCCCAAAUAAUACAACAACUUUCCAAGAAUCUAAUACCCCUGAGACAAAAAUGUCAGAUGACAAAGUUAUCUUCACACCGAACAUCCCCACCAGCAACACUUUCUCUUCCCUCACGGAUGAACAUGAAGACACUAUUCCCUGCACCAACCCAGAUACUACACCACUUGAACACAAAAACUACAACCCACAAAAGACACCCUCUGCUGAAAAGAAAAUCAUCACAACAGAAACAGUAAUCCUCUGCGAUUCAAAUGGCAAACAUCUUGAUAUGAACCUUCUAUGUCCAGGAGCAACCACAUCCUAUAUCAGAUGUCCCACAACAGCCGAAGCGAUCAAAAUUCUAGAACAGCACACAUUUACAAACCCGAAGAAUAUAAUCAUCCACUGUGGAACAAAUGACAUUGAGCAUAUCCCAAACAAAGCUGUUAGUGACAACAUUGAAGAACUGAUAAAAACCAUCCGCAAAGAAUACCCUAGUUGCCGGAUUAUUAUAUCCAGCCUCUUACCUCGCAGUGAUCAUCUCCUGUCACAAGUCCAAAUAUUAAAUCGACAACUGGAAAGAACAAUAUCUAAACAGUCAAAUGUCUUACUUGUAAGACAUAUCAACCUCUUCCAAUCCAUCAACAUCCUGAUUGAUAGAAAGCAUCUGAACAGAAAAGGUGUUAAACUUUUUGCCAGAAAUUUGAAGGGUGCCUUCUUUUCAAACAAAAGUCAAACCAAAAUUGGAAAAGGAAUUAAGACAGCAAGGCACCAACAUUUCCCAACCCAACAGAUCCCAUACCACACCAAACCACAAUACCAUAAUUCACAACACAGCAUGUUUCAUCCAAGUAUCUCACCUCUUAUGCAAUCAACACAUAUAAACCACGAUGACCUCUCUAUCCAAUCACAACGACACCCAUCAAUAAAUCCAAAUGACUGGAAUACAAAAGCCGCAAGCUCAAAACCCAUGGCCAGCAACCAUAUACCACGUCACUUCAGAGAACUAAUUCAAAUCCUUCAUGGAUUCACUCAAUAG
Messenger RNA from Paramuricea clavata, 2100 nucleotides. The record is from the annotation of a GenBank genome assembly. NCBI's taxonomy places the organism in Eukaryota, Metazoa, Cnidaria, Anthozoa, Malacalcyonacea, Plexauridae.